Peronospora farinosa is the source of this 2199-nucleotide messenger RNA. The record is from the annotation of a GenBank genome assembly. NCBI's taxonomy places the organism in Eukaryota, Oomycota, Peronosporomycetes, Peronosporales, Peronosporaceae.
AUGCGUCAAGUGAGCGAGUGCAUGCGGCUGUUUCGAGCGUUUCCCCGUCGCUCUUUUGUGUCCUCCUACUCCUCUUUCAUCCGCUCCUAUCCCAUAAUCUCAUCGUCCGUUCGUUUCUUGCAUGUAGAGCGAGACAAAAACAAUGUGUCGGAGCCAGUCGUAGCACUAAAACCGUCUCUGAACCCCACAUCUGAAGUUAAAAUUGAGCCAAUUAGUAAACUUCUUGACUGUAUAAAUGACCCAAAAUCGAGGUAUCACGUGGCACUUAAGGCGUUUAAUAAUCUGCGGUCGCGCAAUUUGAAGCUCAGUGAAAAUUUGUAUCUGUCACUACUGUAUAAAGCAUCACGUGAAGGUCGCUUUGUGCGGGUAUGGAAAGGUUAUAAUGAGUUUUUAGAGGACGAAAAGAAAGGUCUCGUGAAGACAAUAAAGAGAGCUUCCACUACGUGGCCCAGCAUUACAACCGCGAGAAUGCAAAUGCAUCGCUUUGUGCUUUGGUCAAUGCUGGACACGGACCGUGCAUAUGAAAUGGGAACGUUUUAUCAGAAUGAAGUCAUUGGCAAAUGUAAUGUGGCUGGGAUCCAUGAGCCAGAUUCGUACAAUUUUUUAUUACGAGUGGAAUGCACAACGAAAGUAAUGGACGAAACAGACCAAGGCCUGCGACAGCGAGUGGAGACACUGCUUGACGCAAUGGAGCGCUUAAAAUUGCAUACGAGCUACUCGUCUACUCAUAUGCUCGUAAGGUUGAUUUUGUAUCGUCCAGAGAUAUUUUUUGAUGCUUUAACGAAUGAAGAGAGCGUUGGAGACGAAGUGAGGGCCAAUUUAGAUACCAAGUACACAGUCAAAGCAAUGGGGGAAUUAGUGAUCGAAUACAUGGAUCGUUUCCCGUAUGCACUCGCGCUGGACUCAAAACGGCUUUCGAUUGCAGUAAGUGCUGCCGCUGCGGCUGGUCAGUAUGACGCUGCUAAGAUGCUACUUCAGCACGGAGCGGCACACCACGUGCCAAUUGAUGCAGGGUCGUUCGCGCAUGCUGUGGGGAGUGCCUCAGAUGAUGCUGGUCGCUUUGAGAUUGCCGAUUUGUACAUGCAUGCCAAGGAGCACGAGCGUAUUUACACUGUUCAAGACACAGACAGUAGCUGUGUCAACUAUCUGCUGCUCUACGCCAUACUCGAUGGCAACUUCAAGCACAUGAUGGAGCUCCUACAGGAGAUGCAACUCAAUAACAACAAAGCAAGCCAUCGAACAGUGAGUGAGUUAUUCAAAAGUAUUGCGCAGUUCCGAGCAGAGAUCCAGAGAGCUAGCACUAGAAACGAUGCCGACAAGAAACUGGCCGAGUGUCCAACAACUAUGGAGUUAUUUGAGAAGUUUCCAAAUGCCAUUCCUUACACCACACACUCGCUCUCUCAAGGCAUACUUCAGAGUCUGUAUGCUGGAGACCUAGCUGUAGCCCUCGAGCUCAUGCGUACAGCUUUCUGGUGUGAAGAUGUCAAGUUGCGGCCGGAGAUUUACUCUCAGCUGCUAUACCCUCUGCUCGCCGGCGGACAGCGAGGUGGGGAUAAAUCUGGCGAUGUCAGUGUGUUUGAUCGUCUGGAAGUGGAGCGACAUUUUGACAGGCUGUAUCCGAACCAGCGUGCACACUUGAACGCGCUGAUUGUUAAUAUUUGCCAGUCCAAUGAGGACUUCUCUACAAUGCUGGUGUGUCUGGAUCGCUGGCAGGCACAAGGUCACCCACCGAUGAGUCGACGAGUUGUGCAACGUGUGUUCGAUAUGAUCUCGAAGCAGGUCCAGCAGCUUCGAAAGCGCGAUGACAACAGUCCACUUGGUACUACUUUCAUCGUUGACGGCACGAAGCUGUCGUAUGAGGCCUUUCUAGUGCGAUAUCGCAACAUCAUUACGUGGGACGCCUGGACAUUUGAGCGUGCAAUUGUCCGUGCUCGUACAAGUGGCCUGUACGCCGACGUGGUUGUGUUACUGGCGCAGGCCGCCUCGCGUGGUCUAAUACUCAAUACCGCUGCCUACGUUGUAUCGCUUUGCGUUCUAGAAGAGAUUGGUGAGCCGUCUGCAAUUGUGGCUUGCGUAGAGAAAAUGAAGGCGAAUGAUGCGUGGGAAAAAGCUGUAGCUAAGGACUCAAAUGUGCAGGGGAUUUUGGACCGAGCCUUGGGCAAUCUGCCGGUAGAAGAAGCAAAAGACCGAGAGCUGUAG